Molecule: messenger RNA, 1290 nt
Organism: Penicillium mononematosum
Lineage: Eukaryota; Fungi; Ascomycota; Eurotiomycetes; Eurotiales; Aspergillaceae
Exons: 1
Coding region: 1-1290 (429 amino acids)
Cellular component (GO): cytoplasm; nucleus
Molecular function (GO): protein binding
Source: RefSeq, a predicted model, not a curated record
AUGUCUCUUGACUCCUUGCCCAUCGAAGUAAUAUGUCUUAUUGUCUCGUAUCUGCCAUGGCGGAAAAAUAUGCUGCCACUCCUACUAUGCAAUCGUAUGCUUCAUGAUAUCGUGAUUCAUCUCUUGUACAAGGUGGACGAGGAUGAACGCGUACUGACCGGAAAUCGUCCAUUGCGAUGGUUGAUAAAAAGAGGAUUUGAAUCGGGAGUCCAGCGCAUGAUAUCGCGGAACAACCUAGAUGUGAACAUGCCACUGUGCUCCCGGUACCUCACGUCGGCCAACACACCUUUACUCCAUGCCAUCAAAUAUUGUCAUACGAAUAUUGCCGAGCUCCUUCUGCGCAAUGGAGCCCAAGUCAAUCUCGACACAGAUACGUCCGCGUUGCAAUAUUCUGUGACUCUAGGAGACUACAACAUGACCAGGUUACUCCUCCAGCAUGGAGCUCAUGUAGACCUUGUUUCAAGCGGUAUUUGUCCUCUGGGACGUGCUCUGGAAUAUAACGCUCCAUCUCACGAUCAAAAUCCUUGGAGCUCGGAGACAUGGGACAAUCCACCGCCCGAAGGAGACAAGGAGCUUGUCAAUGUGAUCUUGUUGCUGCUGGCUCACGGGGCAGAUCCACAUUUCCAAUAUGGUAAAAGAUUGCCUACCUGUCUACACAGGAUGACUAGGAGGCCAUGGAUUUCGAUGAAGAAACUGUUCCGUCUCUUUCUCGACUAUGGUGCUGAUUUAAAUGCGCGAGACUCGCGAGGAAACACCCCCCUUCAUGUUUCUUUUGUCCAGAACGCCUUCCUAGGAAAUAAGAAGGCCCAAAAAGAAUUUGUGGGAUUGCUUUUGAGAUCUGGUGCCGAUGUUAACAUACAGAACCAUAGAAGAGAGCCACCACUAGGUACCAGAUUUGGGGAUCCGGACAUCUUUGAACAGGCCUUGAAACAAGGAGCAAGUACUCGCUGCCGUGGUGAAAAGGGUGCCAUGGCUCUUCACACGAUUCUGAAAACACGUUUGCGAAAGCAAAAGAACAAAAAGCAACAUCAGAUCAAUACUGUGUUGAUAGAGCUACUCUUGGAGCACGGAGCUCGUGCAGACCAAGUAGUUGAUGGAAAGUGUCUACUGGACUUGCCCGCGGCAAGGAUGUAUCCGGUACUGGAGAAUUUGGUAAAAGUGAGAAUGGCUGCAAGGGAAGUUUCAAGGAAACCUUCAAGCGAAUCUUCAAGCGUAUCUCCAAGCGAAUCUUUCUUCAAGGAAAGCUCCAAGGAAAGCUCCACCAAAGAAGUCAUCUCAGGUGGAAAGUAG